Cherax quadricarinatus is the source of this 1686-nucleotide messenger RNA. The record is from RefSeq and is a predicted model, not a curated record. NCBI's taxonomy places the organism in Eukaryota, Metazoa, Arthropoda, Malacostraca, Decapoda, Parastacidae.
AUGGUCCUAACCAUCUUCGAGCAGAAAUUAUGGAGCACCUCCACCACACUUGCCUUGAAGGUGCUGUUCAAGUCCGUCUUAAUGAAAGCUGGCAUUAGUCAUCAGGUUCGGAGAGAAGCAGAAAUUCAGUCACACCUAAACCACCCAAAUAUUCUUCGUAUGUACGGAUAUUUUCAUUGUGAGAAGCGCGUGUAUCUCAUACUUGAAUAUGCUCGCUAUGGUGAACUCUACAAAGUCCUAUGCUCACAGCCUAAUAAACGGUUUAAUGAACAUCAGUCUGCAAAUUACAUUGCUCAGCUCUGUAGUGCACUUAAAUACUGCCACUCAAGAAAGGUGAUUCAUAGAGAUAUAAAACCCGAAAAUAUUUUGAUUGCUGGGAAUGGUAUGCUGAAAAUUGCAGAUUUUGGGUGGUCUGUUCAUUCUCCUAAUGAAAGAAGGACAACACUCUGUGGUACUUUAGAUUAUUUGCCCCCUGAGAUGAUUGAAGGUCGUAAGUAUGAUGAAAAGGUUGACAUUUGGUCACUAGGGGUAUUGUGCUUUGAGUUCAUCUGUGGAAAGCCCUCCUUUGAAGCAACUUCAGAAGCUGAGACUUUCAGAAGAAUUUCUCGUGUUGAUAUUAGAUUUCCUAGUUUCUUCUCGGAAGAUGUUCAGGAUUUGAUACGCAAGCUACUGCGCUACAACCCCAAAGAGCGAUUGACUGUAGAUGAAAUCGUGGAGCAUUGCUGGAUCAAGAAGCAUUAUGAUCCUAAUGUGCCACCCCCAAAUCCAUGCAUCAAGUAGAUGAAAAGUGUUCUGUUGUAUUUAUGAAAAACAUUGUGAGAAUUUCUUCUCUUCAUGAUCAUUAAGGACUUAGUUGCAUAAAAACUGUAAUUUAUUUUUUUCGUCGGUGUUCAGCUGAAAAUGCUUUCAGUUUUGAACUGCAAUUCAGUACAGUAAUUUUAAGGUUAAUAUUUCAUAAAAACUGAUAAUUGCCUUAGAAUGAAAGAAUAGUAAAAAAUGUACAAGUCAAAUCUGUCUAAAUUAUGAGGAUUUUAAUAUUUAGUAAAUGUAAAUUUUAUUCUUUUUUAUGCCUUCUAACGAAAGAUGUGAAAUAAGUUAAAUGGAAUUACGUACUGUGUAGUGAAGCAGAAUUUGAUCAUCUCGACAUGUUCUUAUAUAUCAUUAGGUUAAUGAAUAUUUUUUAAAUACAUGUAUAAGUAUAAAACUGUAACCUAACAGAAAAUCUUUAUAUUGAAAGUGGCACCAAAGCUAAUGGUAAUUUAUUUUGCUGCUAUUAUCCAUUCAUGUGUGAUAUGUUUGAAAUAAUUUAGUUUUAGGCAGAUUAGGAAGGGUUUAAGAACCUUUACUCUUAGAUCUUGUAGUGGUUAAUGGUACACAAACUGAUAAAAAUUUGACAGCCCUUCUUGUGUCCUUAAUAAAACAUAAUCUAUUUCAAGUUAGUAAUGGUUUUUGCUGCUAGUAGUGUACAGGUAUUUGAUCUAGUGCAUAAAACACACAAGGGUAAAAAUCUAAAUGAGGGUAAAAAUCUAAAUGGCUGUUACCUUGUUCUCAAAAUGGUGCCGUGAAUAAGGAUGGAUAUUAAAUUAUGAAAUCUGAUUGUCCUUUUGGUUUCCUUUUGCUUGCAUUUAAAAGUUACUGUAGGGUACACUUCUCAGUAUGCUGCUGUAUAUAUACCAAUGCAUUGAA